AAUCAACCUCAGAUAAUGAAACUUAUCUGCAAUCACCAUCACAUGUCUCGGCGAUCAUGAUUUGCGGUCUCUGGUUCUACCGUAAGUAGAGACUAGAGAGGUACCUAGGCAGGCAUACGUCUAGCAAAGGUCGGGUUCACCAAUUCAUUUCUGACUGACAUGACAUCUUCGCUCUUCACCCUGACUGUCUAAUUUAACCGCCAUGAGAGGUUAAGAUAGACCGAUGCUAUCACUAAUACUCUAUGGAAUCUAUCGAGCAGUGUUACUGCUGAACGUGGGAUCUUUCGCACCUCAACCUUUUUCAAGUACCCUCAUGCACUUCAGAUAUCGUUAGGGUCAAUAUGCGAUGACAGUUCACGAGACAUCUGAUCCCUGGGAUAUGCCCAAUGUUGGCCCCUUUCCCACCGCUGGUUGCUGAGAAGAUGGGCGAGGUGCGUUGUCUAUGUGAUUCUCUGCAUGGUCAUUAACUAUACAUCGGAUGGCUCUUUGUCUACGACACUGUUCCACAACAACAAGCAUGCAUGAACACCCCUGAAUUAUGGUGGCUUUCUUUGGACUGCAAGCUUCGAUGCUGACUCUUUGAUCCCGUAUCACUGGAGUGAUGAGGCAGGCAGCCUAUCACUGUCGUCCUCAGUGGUGCUGCCUAUGUCCGUUGGUCGGUCACAUCGGCCAUAUGGGAUAUAUUCUUUGCGAUUCCAGAUUGUCUCGACAUGGAGACCACUGAUACUGUCAACGCCCAAGUAUACCAGGUUGAGAACAAAAUCCCGAUCCAAUAUGAUUUCCAUCAAGAGUACAGCGGGGUUGUUUGCUCUUCUAUCCUUCGAUAUCUCUCAAGCCAUCGAUCCACUCGUGCCUGCGUACAUCAUGGUCAAGAAUUACACAGGGCCAGGUUUUUAUCAGAAUUUCGACUUUUUCUCCAAUCAUGACCCUUCCAACAGUUUCGCCAAAUACGUCGAUCUAACCGACGCAAACAGCACUGGUUUGGCGGGAUUUCAAAGCUCCAACAACGACGAAUCUGACCCUGUUUACCUUGGUGUUGACCAUCAAACUAUCACUCCAAACAGGCGACCAAGUGUACGACUCGAAGGACAGGAUACAUUUAAUCAUUCCCUCAUCGUGGCAGACAUCCGCCAUAUGCCUUGCGGCUGCGGCACAUGGCCCGCUUUCUGGCUCCUCGGGCAGGGCGCGGACUGGCCCAGCGCAGGCGAGAUAGAUAUAAUCGAGGGUAUAAAUAACCGGAAUGUCAGCACAAUGGCUCUGCACACCAAAAAGGGGGUUUUUGUUGCCAACUUGACCAGCGCAUAUGCGGGCAACACGCAGAUGGCUGGCACAUUCACCAACCUGGACUGCAAUCUUGACAGUGGCGGAACGACUGGUUGCACAGCCAAUGCAUCUUGGAAGAAUUAUGGUGCCGAGUACAAUGCCCAGGGUGGCGGCGUGGUUGUCACGGAGUUCACGAGCGAUGCGAUCAACAUCUGGUCAUUUCCACGCGACAGCAUACUCCAAGAUAUUCUGUCGGGCUCACCGAACCCUCACCCUCAAUACAAUGGUAGUCAAUGGGGUCCACCGGAAGCAAAGUUCGUCCCCAGCGUCAACAGCUCAUCCUUCGAUGACCACUUUUUCAACCUCAAGCCGAUCUUCAACACGGCUUUCUGUGGUCCAUGGAUUGAUGGAUUGUGGAACACGAGCGAGUGCGCUUCUUUGGCCCCGACGUGCUCCGAAUAUGUGUCGAACAACCCCCCUGCCUUUUCUGGCGCGUAUUGGGCUAUCGAAGGGAUUCAGGUGUACGAGCCUCUCGUGAAUACCACCACAUUUGGUCCCACCACGCCGCGAUUUAAUCCGGCUUAUACUAACGAGCACCGUGGUCGCCUGGAAGAUUUCCAAACAUACUGAAUUGGCUCUUGUACAGUUUCUCUUGAUAUACCGUGUCAGUUUGUAUCCUCUAGGCCAGCAAGG
Exophiala oligosperma is the source of this 1956-nucleotide messenger RNA. RefSeq lists its product as uncharacterized. Lineage: Eukaryota; Fungi; Ascomycota; Eurotiomycetes; Chaetothyriales; Herpotrichiellaceae. Bases 646 to 1893 code for a protein of 415 amino acids. Gene Ontology annotation, biological process: glucan catabolic process. The transcript has a single exon. Gene Ontology annotation, molecular function: hydrolase activity, hydrolyzing O-glycosyl compounds. The record is from RefSeq and is a predicted model, not a curated record.